AUGCCCUACAGGCUGCUGGGGACCCUCCUGCUCCUCCUGCCAGGAGCUGCCUCGGUGGAGAAGACGCAGGUCCAGCAAAGCCCAAGAGAGCUCUGGGUGCGUCCUGGGCAGAAGGUGGAGCUGAGCUGUCGCAUUCCAGAGCACAACCGGCAGGUGACUUGGUACAAGGAGAAGCCAGGAGGGGGUUUGCUCUUGAUUUACCACCAGACCAGUUUCUGCCGUCCGAUGGGAAAAUACUCAGGAAGGAUAGAAAAGUUGUGGAACUUCUCCUUCACCAUCAGCCCCGUGCAAAGGGAGGACUCGGGGGUUUAUUACUGCAGCUUCCCCGGUCCCCCCAAACAGUCCCCCCAGUUUGGGGAUGGCACCAGGCUCAUCGUCACUGAUGCCACCGAGCCCAAGCUCUCCAUCCUGGUGCCGGUUGACUCAGAGGAGCCUGGGCAGCCCCCGGCCAACAUCCCUGUGCUCUGCCACCUCUACGAUAUCCCCCCGGGCUGGGACACGGUGAAGUGGCAGCCCGGCGGGGAGGUGACGCCUGUGACAGCGGCGACCAUGGAUGAUCAGGGUGUCCUCAGCGCCUGGAGCAUCACUUGGGUCCCAGCCGAGCGGUGGGACGGGGCCGCAGCCUGCACGGCCACGGAGAACAGCACGGGCAGGACCCUCGGUGUUACCAUCGAAAUUCUCCAGCAGCCGCACCGGUGGACGGCACCCAGGCAGAGGAUGAGGAACUUUUUAAUUGCAGCACUUUUGGUUCUUCAUUUUUCACCAGGGAUUGCUGAGACAGCAGAAGAGGAGGAGAUCACAGAGUUUUUAUACGACUAUGCAGCUCGUUUCAGUGACUACUUGUACGCCACGGUAGAAUACUACACCGAGAACACCACACUGAUCCCCACCGUCAUGUACUCCUAUGAGGAGGAGUUUGAGGAAUUUCAGGAGUCAGUGGGAUCGUCCCUCCAGUGCCACCUCCCCCUCAUCAUCCUCCUCAGCCUCCUGGGGUUCCUACUAUGACCCCCAUGCCUGAGCUCCUCCUCUGAAGGCUUUGCUGAGGAGCGACGUCGUCAGCACCUCGGCAGGUCCCGUCCUCCACAACCAAGGUGCCAGUGUGGUUCUGGUUUUCUGGACAAAGCUUUCAAUAGAUGGAUGGUGUCCUCCUGAGCCACAGCCAUUGUGCAAACACCGCAGGGCUUUGUCAUGACUCCAGUUCUUUCCUAUUUCCUCUCCUUCUCUUGUAAAUAUGGAUUCCUGCCAAUAAAAUGACUCACAAUCAGCCUUCGGUCUCCAGCGCGAAGCCACCGACACCCUCCAGGAGAGCACAAGAAGCUUCAGCCCCAGCCAGCCAUGACCUGAGCUAACCUGCCCCAAGUUCCCACCCGUUCCUCCAGGAAAAACUCAAAACUUUAGGGGUCAGCUGCAGGUUUUCACAGAACUGCUUUGGAUGGAAAAGACUCCCAGGAUUGAGUCCAACCAUCAACCCGACACCACCAUGCCACCGACCCAGGUCCCCAGCUGCCAUGGCCACGUUUCUUCAACACCUGGAGGGAUGGGGACUCCACCACCUCCCUGGGCAGCCUGCUUCAAUGCCUGACCACUCUUGCAGGACAGAAAUGGUUCCUUGUGGCCAAUCCAAACCUCCCCUGGGGCAACUUGAGGCCAUUUCCUCUUGCCCUGUCCCUCGUUCCUUGGCAGAAGAGCUCAACCCCCACCUGGCUCCAGCCUCCUCUCAGGGAGUUGCAGAGAGCAAUGAGGUCUCCCUUCAGCCUCCUUUUCUCCAGGCUAAAAAUCCAAGUUCCCUCAGCUCCUCCUCCCUAGCCCUGUUCUCCAGACCCUUCCCCAGCUUUGUUGCCCUUCUCUGGACCUCCCCCAGCCCCUCAGUGUCCUUCCUGGAGUGAGGAGCUCAGGAUUUGAGGUGUGACCUCACCAGUGCCCAGCACGGGGGCACUAUCACUUCCUCCUGGCCACACCACUGAUGAUCCAAGCCAGGCUGCUGGUGGCCUUUUUGGCCACACAAUGGCUCAUCUUCAGCACAUUUCAUCUUCUCAAGUCACCCCAAUAAAUGGGGCUGGGUUGGGACAAACCCUUUGUGCCAUCAAGCAUCCACCAGGCUUGUGGGGUUCAGCAGUGUUGUUUUGUUUGGUAAAUCAUCACUGAACACCAGCAGAAGGAGAAUAAAUUCCAGACUUGUACAGUGCUGGUGCUAUCAAGAGGACCUUUUCAAGCAGCUAACCCCAGCUCAUAGCUCCUAGAAAGAGCAGGAAGAAGUUUUCCAGUUGGCUUUCCCCAGAAUUGCUCUGAAUUCUCUUGAUCUCCUAGAAUCACCACCAAAAUUUGGGUUCCAAUGAGAAGCUGGACCAGGAAAAAAGCUCCUUCAAGCAACACAGCCCCCACCAGCUCCCCAUGGAGAACAAACUGUGCCAGAAAUUGGGGUUGUGGUCAAGAAAUCUGAGUUUAGAAAUCUCCUUUUGGCCCAGCUGGGAAAAAAAAAAAAAAAAAAAAAUCAGUUCCAUACUGAGUGGGGUAGUUGUAGAGAAGGAGGGAGGGCAAACACGACCCAGGUGUUUCUAUGUGGUCCUGAGAGCUCCUGCAAGGUCCUGAGAGUGCCUGCCAUGGUCUGGUGUGAUGGUUUUAAAACUGCCUUUUUAAUUUUCCUUGACAAAUUUUCGAGCAGAGAAGGUGAAAGAAUGUAAAGAAAUCACUCUCGGGUGUAAGA
Indicator indicator is the source of this 2704-nucleotide messenger RNA. RefSeq lists its product as uncharacterized. The record is from RefSeq and is a predicted model, not a curated record. Gene Ontology annotation, cellular component: plasma membrane. Lineage: Eukaryota; Metazoa; Chordata; Aves; Piciformes; Indicatoridae. Bases 1 to 1005 code for a protein of 334 amino acids. The transcript has 8 exons.